UAAACUAGAAGAAGUCGUUCUUAUUAAUGGUGUUACUUUUAAUGCCAUGACAUUGCGAUUUAAUUUUGAUUCUUAUUAUGCUAUUUUUUUUUAAGAGAACUUAAAUUAUCCAUGGCUAUCUCAACUCGGUGACUUUGUGUCGUGGAUUUUGGGGGAACACUCCCAGGAAAGCAGCUACAGUACAACAGAAAGAAAAAAGCUGAGGCGGUUGCUGUUGAUGUCGAACAACGAAGGUACCAAAAUGCCGACCAUUAAACUGCAGUCUUCGAACGGGGAAGACUUCGACGUCGACGUCAGGUUCCUGAAGUGCUCGGGAAUCAUGAAAGGCUUGCUCGAGGAUGGCGACAAGGAGGAUAAGAAGAAGGAACCUCUUGUUCUGCCGAAAGUGAAUUCGGAAAUUUUGCGCUUGGUCAUGAUCUGGGCCGAGUACCACAAGGACGACCCCGAGCUGCCUAUGGGCGGUCCACCGAUGACAUCAUUCCCUGGGACAUCGAGUUCCUCAAGAGCCUGCUUUGGCUCUGUUCUAGUCUGAUCUCCAACCUUCUUUUAUAAGCAAUGUAAUUUCUUAGGAAAUUAAUUUAGUAAUAGGAUAAUAUUACCUUGAAAUAUUCGACCAAAUAUAAAAAAAAUGGAAUGUGAUGCGA
Messenger RNA from Drosophila pseudoobscura, 644 nucleotides. RefSeq names its product S-phase kinase-associated protein 1-like. The record is from RefSeq and is a predicted model, not a curated record. Bases 218 to 532 code for a protein of 104 amino acids. Gene Ontology annotation, biological process: ubiquitin-dependent protein catabolic process. Lineage: Eukaryota; Metazoa; Arthropoda; Insecta; Diptera; Drosophilidae. The transcript is spliced from 2 exons.